Messenger RNA from Hibiscus syriacus, 1528 nucleotides. Its product is annotated as protein JINGUBANG-like. Lineage: Eukaryota; Viridiplantae; Streptophyta; Magnoliopsida; Malvales; Malvaceae. The record is from RefSeq and is a predicted model, not a curated record. The coding region runs from base 70 to 1446 and encodes 458 amino acids. Gene Ontology annotation, molecular function: protein binding. The transcript has a single exon.
UAUCCUCUCAGAUCUCCUUCCACGCAUUAUCUUCUUUGUUGUUCCUAUAUUUAUUACAGUUUAGCCACAAUGUUCGCAGAGCCCGAUAGCUGCCCGAGAUCCAAGUAUGGGAACAUUAUGCAUUCCGAUCCUAACAUGUCCAUCGCUGGAAGUGAAGAUGAUUUGUACAUACGUUAUAGCAGCGCAUCCGCUUCCAGUCAUGCCCUUUAUGAAGCCCAUAGGACCAGCCCGGAAGGCUCACCCAUUACCAUGUCUCCCUGGAACCAAACCACUUCUUUCAUGAGACCUUCGGGUUUCUCUUCCGGAUACGACAACGUUCCGGCUAACAGUCUCAUCGGGUCGCUCACACGUGAAGAGGGUCAUAUUUACUCCUUGGCAGCCACAAAGGAUCUCCUUUAUACCGGCUCCGAUAGCAAGAACAUUCGUGUGUGGAAGAAUUUAAAAGAGUUCACGGGGUUUAAAUCAAACAGUGGGUUGGUUAAGGCCAUUGUGAUAUCUGGGGAAAAGAUUUUCUCUGGUCAUCAAGAUGGGAAGAUUCGUGUUUGGAAAAUCUCUCCAAAGGACCCCAGCAUUUACAAACGAACUGGAACUUUGCCGACUCUCAAAGACGUCCUUAAAAGUUCCAUUAAGCCAAGCAAUUACAUGGAAGUGAAGCAUAAGCGGUCUUUAUGGAUAAAACACGCUGAUGCGGUGUCGUGUUUGAGCUUGAAUGAAGAACAAGGUCUUCUUUACUCUGCUUCAUGGGAUGGGACAUUCAAAGUUUGGAGGAUUUCUGAUUCCAAAUGCCUUGAAUCCAUUCGUGCACACGACGACUCUGUUAACUCAGUGGUUUCGACCUUGAGUGGAAUGGUUUACACUGGCUCCGCAGAUGGAACCGUUAAAGUGUGGAAAAGGGAACAACAGCGGAAAGGAGCAAAGCAUAUGUUGGCACAAACUCUUUUACAACAAGACUGUGCUGUUACGGCGUUGGCAAUCAACACCAAGGGUUCAGUAUUGUACUGUGGCUCCAGUGACGGCGUGGUCAAUUUCUGGGAAGUUGGGAAACAAUUAGCCCACGGCGGGGACCUUAAUGGGCACAAGCAGACGGUGCUUUGCCUUAAGGCUACUGAUAAUUUGGUCUUUAGCGGAUCAGCUGAUAAGACUAUAUGUGUUUGGAGGAAGGACGGCAACAUCCACACAUCCCUCUGCGUGCUGACUGGGCAUAUGGGGCCCGUCAAGUGUUUGGCGGUGGAAAAAGAUCAUGAAUCUGGGAGUGAGCAGCGGUGGAUUGUGUACAGUGGAAGCCUUGAUAAUUCGGUUAAGGUAUGGAGCGUGGCGGAGUAUGCUCAGGUAACAGCGGGCACCACAAUCAUCAUCAUCAGCGGCCGAAUUUCGAUUGCGAUACGGAUUCUAACCGAUUCGCAUAUGAUGAGAGCGCCCCCUUCCAGCCAGCAUAGACAACACUGAUCAACAUGCAUAUGCUGCCACGUGUCCACUUAUAAUAAAAAAGUUACCAAAAUUCACACGUGGAAAAUUAAGGGUACGUGAU